CUUCAAUCCACAUUUUCCAUUCAACCCAAAAAAACAAAAAGGAAGAAUAAAAGUUCUCAGAAACAAUUUUUUUUUUUUUGAAAAGAAUGGUGGAUUUAGAUUGGAAGACGAAGAUGGUUUCAUCAAACAUACCCACCAACAAGUCCCCGAAGCUCUCUGCAAAGCUCCACGUCACGAUUCCGGCGCCGUUCAAGGUCCCUUUAACGUCGCCGGUGUCCUGCUCGAGCUCCGCCGCUUGCUCCGCCUACGAGCUCUACCUGCGCCUCCCAGAGCUCAGGAGUCUCUGGUCCUCCAGAGAUUUCCCUCAGUGGAAUUCCGAGCCGAUCCUGAAGCCCGCUCUUCAGGCGCUCGAGAUCACUUUCCGGCUGAUAUUAGCCGUCUUCUCCGAUGAGAGGCCGUACAUCAAUCGCCGCGAGUGGAGGCGGAGGCUUGAAUCGCUGGUCAUGAGUCAGGUCCAGUUGGUGGCGGCGAUCUGCGAGGACGACGACGCUGCGACGGCGGAGGAGGACGACGGUGGAUUUGCUCCGGUAGGAGAUCACCGUAGCGAGCUCAGCUUGCUUCCUCAGCUCGCCACGUGGUGGAAGACAGAGGACGUUGGAAUGAAGAUCCUGAGCACGAUCGAGAACGAGAUGCGGCGGAGCAGGUACGCACUAGGGUUGGGUGAACGGAAUAUCGCCGGGAAAAAGUAUCUCCGGUACGACGCCGUUUGCCGGCCGAGUGAAAUUCACGGCCUCAAGAACAAUCACUACUCCGAUCACAUCGAUAACCCCGAGAAUCAGGUCUUGUACUCAGUUCAUCAGAUCCUCGAAUCGUGGAUUCAUACCUCUGGAAGUCUCCUUAGACGAAUCGAGUCCAGGAUCGGAGAUGCGAAAUUCGAAGAAGCGUCGAGCGAUGUGUACUUGCUCGAGCGGAUCUGGAAGAUUCUGACGGAAAUCGAAGAUCUCCUCCUCCUGAUGGAUCCGGAUGAUUUCCUGAAGCUGAAGAACCAAUUACAGAUCAAAUCGACCUCCAAAAACGACGCGUUCUGCUUCAGAUCGAGAGGGCUGGUGGAUAUGGCGAAGAUGUCGAAGGAGCUCCGGGAGAAAGUCCCGGCCGUGCUCGCCGUCGAGGUGGACCCCAGCGGAGGGCCGAGGAUGCAGGAUGCGGCGAUGAGGCUCUACGCGAGGAAGAGAGAAUCGGAGAAGAUUCAUCUGCUUCAGGGGAUGCAGGCGGUGGAGGCGGCGGCGAAGCGGUUCUUCUUCGCCUACCGGCAGCUCGUGGCGGCGGUGAUGGGGAGAGCGGCGGCGAGUAACGAGUCGAACGACUCGCUGAGUCGGGCGUUCAUGGAGCCCACAUACUUCCCGAGCCUGGACGCCGCCAAGACGUUUCUGGGAGAGUUCUGGAGCCGUUGGGGUUAAAGACGAAAUUCAGAUGAUAAGAAUUAUUUUUACUAUUAUUAGUUAUUCAGGAGUAAUCGUUCUCGCCGAAUUACUUACAGAUACUAAAAUUUAAUUUUUUGCGGAUUUA
This is a messenger RNA of Tarenaya hassleriana, 1506 nucleotides long. RefSeq names its product nematode resistance protein-like HSPRO2. The coding region runs from base 87 to 1397 and encodes 436 amino acids. The record is from RefSeq and is a predicted model, not a curated record. NCBI's taxonomy places the organism in Eukaryota, Viridiplantae, Streptophyta, Magnoliopsida, Brassicales, Cleomaceae. Gene Ontology annotation, molecular function: metal ion binding; heme binding. The transcript has a single exon. Gene Ontology annotation, biological process: defense response.